Exophiala bonariae is the source of this 2484-nucleotide messenger RNA. RefSeq lists its product as uncharacterized. The transcript is spliced from 2 exons. NCBI's taxonomy places the organism in Eukaryota, Fungi, Ascomycota, Eurotiomycetes, Chaetothyriales, Herpotrichiellaceae. The record is from RefSeq and is a predicted model, not a curated record. Bases 1 to 2484 code for a protein of 827 amino acids.
AUGUCUCCUUCACCACAACUCGCCCCUCCAGGGAGCAGCUCCUACGAUUCGGCCACAAUGCAUGUUGGAGAUGGCACUUGGGACGCUGGUAGAGACAAUUUCCUGUUACCCAACUUGGUCGGUCUCAACUUUGCGACCAUGAGAUAUAAUGGAAUGGGCAACCGCUUUUUCACCAUGAACGGUUAUCAUGCUUUGGUCAGGGCUCAUGGUAUCAUAGCUGGCAUCACCUUCCUUGGAAUCGUCCCUCUUGCGAUCUUCAUCAUGCGCUUUUACGGUCGCAACCCUCGACUAGCAUUUCGCUCUCACAUCUGGCUUCAGAUCCUCACUCUUUUGCUCAGCACCGUCGCGUUUAUCUUGGGCUUCAUGGCUGUGGGCCCCGAAAGAAGUCUAUCAAAUCCACAUCAUGGCAUUGGAGUCGCUAUUUAUGUUCUCAUCUGGGUCCAAGUACUCGGUGGAUGUCUAGUUCAUUCAAGGGAGAAAGGAAAAUCUCGUCGCUACAAACCCAUGAAAGUCAUGCUGCAUCAAUGGUUUGGUCGGUCUAUUGCCCUUCUGGGAAUCAUUCAAGUGCCCCUCGGUCUAACAGUUUAUGGCUCACCCUUGUUCCUCUUCGUCCUCUAUGCUCUUUUCGUCUUUGCUCUAGUCGUCCUGUGGUUCAUUCUAUCCUUCCUGGCCGAACGCAAGAGAGGAGAGUAUGGGAGCUACGGAGGCAGUUACUAUAGUGAAGAGGUUAAUGAGCACCACGGAAAACACGAUGAAGGAGGAGGCAAGGGCAAAUGGCUUCUGGGAGGGGCUGCCGCUCUUGGGUUGGCUUCGCUAUGGAGACGACGAUCCAACAAAGACAAAGAACGCCGGGCACAUCCCAGCGUCGUGGGCACAGAAACCAGUAUUUCGUCUUCCUAUAUCUCUGAUGAAAAGUACUCGAACGUCUCACCACAACGAAAAGGCGUUGGUCAUCGCCUCCUCCAGGUUGCGGCCAUUGGUGGAGCUGUUGCUGCUGCCAAAAAAUUGUUCGGCAGAGGCAAAGAUGAUGAGUCCGACGUGGGCCCCUAUCGACCACCACUUGGCGGCAAUCAAUCUGUAACCACGGAUUCCAUGUCCCGAAUAGAAGAAGGGAGACCACCCGUCCGACCAACAACACCCCUCGGAAACAGUCCAGGUUAUGGUCGACCAACACACCCUCUCGCUCAACCUCCCAUGACUCCCGGAUCGGCCGGCCGGAGAAAUUCUGGCUCCUCAUAUUCUUACGAUGAUUCAUUUGUCUCGGGCUCGCCCUCAAGACGAGAUAGAAGAGGUCACACUUUCCGAGAUGCUUUGGCGACGGGCGGUGCGGUUUUCGCUGUUCGAUCAAUAUUCAAAAAUCGGCGCCAGAGAAAAGAAGACCUUCGUGCAGAAACGUUGAGAAAACAAAGAGUCGAUCAAGAAAAGAUUCAACGGAUGGAAUCUGUGCAUAAAUACACUGGUGAUGGGGUCAGACCGCCCAGGCGAAAUCACCACCAUAGAAUGGGCAGCCAAACAGCGUCCGACAUAUCAAGUUCUCUAGAAAGCGGCACUCAACAUGGCAUGAGUGGUGCUUUACCAGCGGCGGGAGUUGGUGCCGCGGCAGCGAGUGCACUUGCAGACAGGAAUAGGAUACGUCCGGUAGGACAUGACCCUCCUAUUGUGGUGCCAGGCCCUGCAACAGCAGGCACUCUGGGAGACAUUCCACCACCUCCUCCACCCCACCAUAGCGACUAUGCUUCUUCUGGUAGCGAAAUCUAUACCACCGCUUCUGGUCACCAACGACAACGCCACCACCAUCACGGUAACGAACUCGCUGCUGGUCUUGCUGGUGCUGCAAUGGGAGCCACCGCAGCCGAGGCUCGACGCCGCACUAGUGGACGUAACAACGGCAAUACCGACUCGAUGGAAUCCCCUCCAGUUUCAGUGAAGAUCAACAUGCACAAUGAUGGGCGAAAGGUGACACUCCGUCGCUUGACAGAAGAAGAAGCCCUGGCACAGCGCGAGGCCCGACGGAAAGAGCGACAGGCAGCUGCAGCUGGCAGAAGAAGACGCAAUUCCAGUCUCAGCAGUAGUGACUUGGGAGAAAUCGGCGGUACAUCAGCAGGAGCCAGCACCGACCGUCGAUGGCGGCGGACAGAGGCUCUUGAAGCACAACAAGCAGCAGAAAACGAAGCAGCCGCCGCUGCCAACCUACCUCAGCCUGUACACACCCCAGCAGCUUCUCUAUAUCCGACCCCUCCCCCGCCAGGUACAGGUGGUAUUGGCGUCGAUCCCACCACAGGACAAACCUACCAUGUUCCUCUCCCACCUCCAAUACCUGGAUCUGUAAGCAAUCUCGGGCCUGCUGGUAGUAUUACAAGCCCAGGGACGGAAACCAGUGGGGCGACAGAGUAUGCCAACAAUCGUCGACGGAGAAGGGCUGAGCGAGCGCAAGCGCGUCUAGCCCGCGAAGGUCGAGCGCAAAACACCGUGGACUUUACAUAA